Molecule: messenger RNA, 1833 nt
Organism: Gekko japonicus
Lineage: Eukaryota; Metazoa; Chordata; Lepidosauria; Squamata; Gekkonidae
Gene: BHLHE41
Product: basic helix-loop-helix family member e41
Exons: 5
Coding region: 216-1628 (470 amino acids)
Biological process (GO): regulation of transcription by RNA polymerase II; anterior/posterior pattern specification; circadian regulation of gene expression
Cellular component (GO): nucleus
Molecular function (GO): protein dimerization activity; DNA-binding transcription factor activity, RNA polymerase II-specific; RNA polymerase II cis-regulatory region sequence-specific DNA binding
Source: RefSeq, a predicted model, not a curated record
GCUGCUGGCUGAGGGCAGACGAGCGCGGCUGGGCUGCCGCUGCCGCUGCCGGCGGGGACCAGGGACACGGAGCCAGACAGAGACGCGGCUGGCACGCUCCCUGCUGCCCCACAGCCCAGGCCAACGGGCUGCCUGUAUGUGCCGCGGCUUGGCUCCGGGAGAGUCGGAGCCUGGCGGCCGUAUCCGCCCAAACCCAGCCGGAGACGCCGGCCAGCAUGGAGGAAGGGGUCGCUCGCGGGCAAGACAGGCAGGGGCUGGAACACCGCGACUUUCUCGGACUGGAUUAUCCAUCCUUGUAUAUGUGCAAACCCAAAAGAGGCAUGAAGAGAGAGGACAGCAAGGAAACCUACAAACUGCCACACAGAUUGAUAGAGAAAAAGCGGCGAGAUCGGAUUAACGAGUGCAUUGCUCAGCUGAAAGAUUUAUUACCCGAGCAUCUGAAAUUGACAACGCUGGGGCAUCUGGAGAAAGCGGUCAUCUUGGAAUUGACUUUAAAACACUUAAAAGCUCUGACAGCCUUAACGGAGCAACAGCAUCAGAAGAUCAUUGCUUUACAGAAUGGCGACCGGCCUCUGAAGUCUCCCCUGCAAUCUGACCUGGAUGCUUUCCACUCAGGAUUCCAGACAUGCACCAAAGAAGUCUUGCAGUACCUCUCCAAGCGUGAGAGCUGGACUCCCCGGGAGCAGCGAUACACUCAGCUCAUCAGCCACCUGCAUGCGGUUUGCACCCGGUUCUUGCCCAGCCCCCAGCUGCCAACCUCCAGGGUUUGUGGCCGCCAGGGACCCAUGUGCCCCACCUCCUUGGCCUCCCCUGGGCGGCAAGAGCAGGCUGGCCCCAAACUGGAGGGCCAGCCACACUGUGUGCCGGUCAUCCAGCGGACUCGUAACAGCAGCAGCAGCAGCAGCGCCCCUCACCACAGCAGUGGAGAGCUUGGGGAGAACGACACGGACACGGACAGUGGCUAUGGCGGGGAGGGGGAAGGUAGGCCGGAGGGUGAGAAGAGCCAGAGCCACAUGGUGGUCAAGCAGGAGCCCUCGGGGGGCGAGGCAUCCCCCACGGCCAAGAGGCUGAAGCUGGACCACCACAGCAGCAACAGCAGCCCUGCCUCUGGGAUGCCGAGCCCUGAACAAGCAGUGGCUGCCCUCUUGAGACUAGACCCAGCCCUGCUGAGCUCCCUGGCGUCCUUUGGUACUCUGGGGGCAGGCGGAGGCAGGGGUGGCGGAGGGGCCUUUGGCCAGCAACCAGCCGCUCCCUUCUGCCUGCCUUUCUACUUCAUCUCCCCGUUGGCAGCUGCCGCCUACAUGCAGCCCUUCCUGGACAAGAGCAACCUGGAGAAAUAUCUCUGUUUGGCCUCCGCUGUUUCCAUUCCUUUGAUCCACCCAGGAACUCCGGCUCAGGCUGCAGUGGCUGCUCCUGCAGCCACAGCAGCUGCCUUCCCCUGCCUCUCCCCAGUGUUGGCAUCAGCAGAGAAAGCCGGUCCCUCUUCCUCAACUCUCCUGUCUCCCGAGGUUGCGUCUCCUGCCCAGCACCUUCCUCACCCUUUCGCCUGCAGCCUUGGAGCAUUCAGCAUGGACGCAGAGCCCCCCUCCCAAGAGCAGCCUUUGCCACCUGGAAAGGAAAAGCUGUGAGGGUUCUGCACCCUAGGAAACGAGCCACACUGUUCAUGAUUCCUACUCAGGAGGAAAGAUUCGUCCCUUGUAAGAAUGGACAGCAAGCCUUUCCCCUCUCCAUGAAUGCUUUUAAAGGAGAACUGGACUAGGUGGGCCAUUUAUUAUCAGGGGAAAGAGGUGGUUUCUUCUCUCCCCCCCCCCCAUAACUUUUUAGAGAACUCCU